Messenger RNA from Pseudomyrmex gracilis, 7693 nucleotides. It is a transcript of the gene mu2, whose product is annotated as mediator of DNA damage checkpoint protein 1-like. The coding region runs from base 1 to 5340 and encodes 1779 amino acids. Gene Ontology annotation, molecular function: protein binding. The transcript is spliced from 8 exons. NCBI's taxonomy places the organism in Eukaryota, Metazoa, Arthropoda, Insecta, Hymenoptera, Formicidae. The record is from RefSeq and is a predicted model, not a curated record.
AUGGCGGGAACGCCGCGUCAAACUCCAGUCAAGCCUGGUCAAGCCGGAUCAAGUGCGCAGUCUGUUUUUCGGGAAAUUGUUGUUGUAUUUAAUGUUCCAAUAACAAUGGAUUUCUCAGCUACGCAGAUCUACGAUGACGAAGAUUUUCCAUCCACUCAGAGAAUUUCAUGGGCUCCCGAAGAAGAGCAAUCAGUGCAGGUUGGAACAUUAAGCAUUGAUUCUAUUGAUCAUCAAAUCAAGAAAGGACUUAUAAGGAUUGGUAGGCUUAGUAGCUGUGACAUUGUCAUAAGCGACCAGUCUGUGUCGAAGGUACACGCAGAGAUCGAAGCUGCUGGAGGAUCAACAUGGAUUUGCGAUCUGGAUUCGUCCAAUAAGACGAAGCUUAAUAAUUUAAUUUUACGUCCGAAACGAUCAUACGAGCUCAAGGAUGGGAGCGUCAUUGAGUUCGGAAAAGUGCGUGCGAUUUAUCACACAUAUCAAGCGGAAGACACGAUGAUACCCGAAACACCUGCACCAUCGCGAAAAAAAGCGCCAGACACUAUUAUUCCGAACACACCGGAUUCGUCUAUCAACACGUCAUCCGGCACCGACGGAUCCAUUAUUUUCGGGACUCAAAGAGACGAGGAAAACAGCGUCUUUCGAAAACCGUUGUUGCCCCAACAUCAAUCCACGAAUAUCGGUAAAAAGAAUUUAUCUUGCGGCUCGUCUCUUAGCGAUAAUGAGAGCGACAAUGUGUCAAGUCUCGCGUUGCUCGUAUCAGAAUCUGAUACGAGCGAAAAUCGAGAUAAUAGCAUUUUUAAUGUAGAAACGCAAAGCUUCGAAGAAAUACGCAAGAAAUCGGCAUCCAUUCACGAUGUAGAGACGCAAAGAUUUUCCACAGACGAUUUUCUCAAGUCAAAUGUUGAUGCUAGCAAGAAAUCGGUAAGACCAACUGUUGAAGAUAAAAUAGAUGAAGGUCGUGCUACCGAUAUUUGCGACUUAGAAACGCAAAAGUAUUACGCAAAUAAUAUCAGCGAACUGGAAACUCAGAUAGACGGAACUAAUGUUCAAACUGCAAAGAAUUUUAUCACUAAUAUUCACUCGGAAACGCAAGUCGUUAAAAAAGAUAACAAUUUGACUAGUAAGAAUAAAAAUUGCGAUAAAAGUCCACAACAGGUCGAGCGCGAUAUUUCUGACUUGGAUACGCAAAACUUUAGCAAUAACGCAAACGAUAUAUCCGACAUGGAAACUCAAGUUGCGUGGACUAGCAGUAAAAAUUUGAACCGCGAUAUAUCUAACAUGGAGACUCAACUUGAAUCGGAUGGCACUACGAAAGAGACCAGCAGUGAUCGAGCUAAUGAAGACAAAGAUAAAGACAACACAGAAGACGCUGUUAAUAGCGCGAGUAAUCGCGAUAAAGUCACGGGAUCCGCGUCGAAAUCCAGAUCCUGUAGCCCGGCAUCUUUGAACUUGUCCUCGCCAGGAAUUGAUGAGGAUCGUCUUUCCUCGCGUUUAAAUCAGAGCGGCGAUUUGCUCGAGUCGACAGAACUGUUGGAGUUCUUCAACGAGGGCAUCGAGAAUCAAGUAGAAGCGCAAACGUCCACACCGAAACCGAAAACGUCGUCGGAAAGAAAUAAUAACGUCGAGAGUGCGUUAAACGCGUCCGACAACGAAGAUCACAGCGACGAUGAUAACAUUUUUGAGGCUCCCACUCAACUCAUCAAGACCGCAGCUUUAUCCGGCAACAAUUUGAAGAACGAUGAGAUAGAUGAUUCGGAGAAGAAAUGUGAAAAACCUCAAUCAAAGCAAACCGCUGACGACUCAGACGAAACAGACGCGGAGGAGGAACUUGAAGAGCUCUCGAGAAAUAGUAAAAACGAUCCGAGCACUAGCGUCGAGUCUGUAGAUGUGUACGAUUUGCUCACGCAAAAAGUAAACGAUAGGAUUAAGAACUCGGAAAUUUUAUCAUCCGAAGUUUCCCACGAACUUGCGAAUCUCAAAGAUACGUCGUCGAAAAAUAAUCAAAACGUCGUAGACGAUGCAACAUCCAUGCAAAUUAUCAAUCCGAACGUCGGUCAAAUCGACGAUCGUCGUACACCGGGAGAUCUUGAUCGCGAAAAUGAAGAGUACGAAAUGGCGCUCACUCAAGAGAUCGGCGAGAUUGAAGAGCAAACAAAUCCCGAGCGCGAAAAAACCGAUAAGUCCGCCGAAGUAAAUCUAAACGACACUCUUGAACGAAAUCUCAACGAAAUGUUCGAUAAUGUAAUCAACGACGACAUAAACGAGCCGCAGAUGAUGUCCACUCAAAUUUUGGAAGAUAUUUUGGAAUCGUCGUGCGAUAACGAUUUGUCCGCCGAUAAAUCCAAAGUCGGUAACGAAGCUCCUAUAGAAAACGCGUCACAGAUUGGAACGAAAAACAGUCGAGAAUUACGCGAUCGAUCUUCGCGCAACUUACCCAGUAUCGAAGCGAAGACUGACAAUGUGAAUAACGAACACAACGAUUCGCAAGAUAUUUAUUUUUCUAAUAUUACCACAAGACGGAAGAGAAAUAUUAUAAGAGAUACACAAGAGUUUGAAGCUCCUGCGGAAGGCAUAACUUCCUCGCAGGUGUCGAAAGCAAACGAUGAUAAGAAAUUCGAGAAUUCGAAAUCUAAGAAGGAAAAACAAGGUUCGCAGAAAAAUAAGAACGAUGCGACAGUCAAACCUUCAAACGACGAUGAUGCAAGUAAAAGCAAGGAUGGCGGGAGAAAUCUUCGAAAAUUAAGCUUGACGCGAAAAAGAGGCGAAGUCGCGUCGGAAGAGAACAAAAAAGCGUUGGAAAAGAGUUCUGGCAAAGCCGAAGUCGAUAACGCAGAGAAGAGCUCGCCGAGCGAAUUCAUCGUUCGUCCAUCUUGCCCAUCGGAGGAUGGACGACGUGUGCGAACGUUGAAUGAAUUGAAUGAGAGUGACGACGACAUUCUAACUCGUUUACCGGCCGUUAGUAUAUCGGGGACACUCUCAAAUCCACCGAGUCCUUCCGCGUCAUCGACGUCGACUGUGCGCAGUUUGCAAACCAUCAAACAAGCCGCCGCAAAGAGCAGAAAACGCAAUGCGAAUAAAGGCGUAACGACAAAAAUGAGCCAACGUGCUCAAGAUUCUGAGAAAGACGAGAAAAACCGAGCGAAGAAUAAAUCGCCAGUUCUGCUCAACGACGAUCAUCCGUCAAGUUCGUCAGAUAGCGAAUCGAGUUACAAGCGAUUUAAGCAAAUGGCGGACAGAAUGUUCAAUACUCUGAAACGUAAACAAAACGUACGAGCCAAAAAGACCGAGAAAAAAGAUACGUGUUCUUCGCCCAGUGCGUCGAAAACUCUGGAACAAAAGACCGAAAGUGAAUCAGGAAGUCCCUCUCUGAAUAGUUCAAGAGCUACGCGACGCACCAGCAAACGUAAUGAUCAGAACUCGUGUGGUUCGCAAGAAGAUGUUGAGAGCGCGGUCAAUAAACCUGCGAAAUCAAAGUCCGUUGCUGCCAACAGAAAGAGAAUUCUGAAUGAAAAAGAAGAAAGCCCAGAACAGAGUGAAUCAAAAAAACAUAAAGCGGAAAACAGUCCGGUUCUUACGCGUCGAACGAGUAAAACAAUCGUCGACGAACAAUCUUCAAAUAUUGUCACUAAGACCAACUCGCACGAACGUACCUCGGUAAUCGCGAGUAAUAAAUCUUCCAGAACCAUUAAAGGAGCGUCUAAAGUGUUGGAAAAUAGCGAAAAGCCUGUUUCGAAUUCAAAAUUGAACGAAAGCGUCGAUUCCGGAAAAUCUAACGUUAGACAAACCAGAAGCAAAUUUCCAAGUAUUGUUAUUAAAACUAAUGCCAAACUUGAAAAUCUUUCAGCGAUCGAGAAUACAAAUCCUUCUAAACCCAAUAAGACGCGUAAAGCUUCAUCGAGAAACAAUCAAAAUGUCUCUUCGAGUUCAGAAAUAAAUGAAAAUGUCGAUUCCAAAAAAGCUAACGUUAAACAGAGCAAACGUAAUGCUAAAGGCAGUCGUGUCGCGAUACAUGAUGUAACUGAGAAUGAAGAAAAUAACACGAGCAAGCAAGUCCAGGCGAAAGAAGAGGAAGCGAUGGCUAAACAGCAGGAUAAAAUUCUUAAAAUUAAGCUUACCCCCAUAAGACCUACCCUCUUAGGACGCGAAUCGCAAGAAGUGGAAGUAAUCAUGAAUAGAGAUCAGGGUAACGUGCAAGACGAGCAUUUGUUGAUUAGAGAACAAAGUAACGCGAAAAUAUUUUCAAAAGCUUUAAGAACCAGAAACAGUAAACGGUCUAACACAGACAGCGAAGUAACUUCAAUUUCCGAGAGUAGCGGCGUGUCAUCCGAUAUCGACUCUGACAAAGUACAAUUCGAUACCUCUGCGCCAAAAGCAAAACGCGGAAGAAUGACUAGAAGUUCGGUCUCUUCGCAGUCGACAGUACAAAUUCCGGUGAAAGACGAAACAUUCAAGAGGCCUACUCGUGUCAAUAAAAAGUCCACAAAUUUGGUUCUUGAUUCGUCCUCGGAAAGCUCGAUCGUCGGAGACUACCAGGACGGUUCCGAAAGUGACUCUUCGUCGAGUUCUAGACUUUCGAGAUCAAGGGCAGUGGGCGCUAAGAGAAAAGUCGAGGUAAAACAAAAUACGCCCAAGGCGGCUAACGUACGUACGUCUUCAAGAAUGAACGCAAGCGUGGAAGUUCCGUCUGUUCCUUCAACGCCGUCUAGAAUGCGAAGAAGUGCGUCCGUUCUCAGUAAUUCCUCGCCAAUCUCAGCAAAGCACAGAAUUUUAUUCACGGGCAUAGCGGAAGAUUACAGCAAGCUCGUUAAAACAUUGGGUGGAACUAAAGUGGAAGAACCGGCGAAGUGCACCGUUUUGGUCACCGACAAAGUUCGCAGGACGUACAAGUUCUUGUGCGCGCUGGCGAUGGGCAUACCGAUAGUGGCGAUCGAUUGGUUGAGAGAUAGCGAACCGGCUGCGCGAUUUUUAGAUUGGGAGAAUUACAUAUUGAAGGAUCCCGCCGCCGAAGCCAAGUUCAGCUUCAGAUUGAGGAAGAGUCUCGAUAAAGCCAAAGAGAAGAAGUUACUCGACGGCUACACUGUCGUGGUAACACCGAACGUCGCGCCACCUCCUAUAGAAGAAUUGAAAAAUAUGGUGGCGUCCUGCGGUGGAAAAGUUCUGUCGCGUCCGCCGACUAAAUGGCCUGAAAAAGCGGUGGUGAUUUCGCGCGAAGAAGACUUGACAAAUGCGAGAAAAUUUAUCGCGAAAGCACCGAAAACUAUAACUGUACAAUCCACUGAAUUUAUUCUGACCGGUAUUUUAAGGCAGGAAGUGGAUUUUGAUAAGUAUAAGUUACUCUGAGAUCUUUCAAUGAGAAUGCUUCUCAGUAAUUCUCCUUCAGGUAAAUGGUAAUUUAUUAUUAACAGCGUUAAUAUUUUGAGAAAUCACUUGUAUUUUUGGCCAUUUUUUUUGUCCGUAUUAGCAAAGUACAAAGACUAGAUUUAUAUUAACGUAUUUGAUAUUAUAGCAAUAUUUAUUAUAAGUGUAUUAAAUAACAAUUUGUUGCAAUGUAAGUUUAAAUCUUUUUUACACUUACUAAAUCUUUUAACAUAACAAAAGUUGUUUAAUUCAUUAACUACAUCUCGAUUAAGUGUAAUUUUAAUGAUAUUAAUUUGUGAUAUUGCAAGUUUUAUCCACGUUGCACGCGAAAAGGAUGAAAGCAGUCAAAAUAUUUCGAAGUUUAAACAAAAUAUUUUUAAACAAAAUAUUGUUUAUAUUACAAUAUUAUCUGAAAAUGACAUUCUAUAUAUAUUACUGUCGUUUUACAUUAAUAGCAAGCAUUUAUGCAAAGCAUAAGUUGCAAGUUUCGCAAAAUUGACAAUCGAUUUGCUCUCUGAUUUGACCAAUACGAUCAAUCAAUUCCACGAGACCUGCGACUUGCGUUUGCUCCUUUAAAUACGACCAGUUCUUUCCGAAUUUUCUUACAUUUAUAAUAAAAUAUUGAAAUACUUUAUUAUGUACAGAUAUAAGAAAAUUCGAAAAACACAAUUAUCAUUGCUUGAUUUAAUAUAUAUAAAAUUGCCAAUAUAGGAUUUAAUUCUGUACAUUUUUAAUAUAGUUUUAACAUAGUUUUAAGGCUAUAUUUCCUAUUUUACUCUCCCGGUGUGUUGCCAUAACUUUUAUAAUUUGCAUGCAAAGGUGUUUUAAUCGAUAUCAUUAUAUGUAAAAUACGUACACGAGAGUAAAAUAAUGUCAAAUAUUGUAAUAAUGUUCUAUCUCUCGAUGUUAUGUAUUUUUUAUUAUUUUUAUUUGUGUAUGCUUUAAUAAAAAAUUAAAAACGCGUAAUAUAAUAAAAACAACUUGGUCGUCAUAAAUGAUGAAGCAUAACGGAUGUGAAAUGAAUGAAAAUAACCCGUUACACAAAAGUAUAAUAACUUUUGCAAUAUUUCAUUGACUUACUAUUGAUGGCAGAUAUUUAUCAAUUUGAAUAAAUUCUUUUCUUUUUUUUUUUUUAAUAAAAAUAACUAAAAAAUUUUCGCGAUCAUUCAUCUACAUUGUUGCAUCUUUUUUUCUGAUUGUUGAAUGAUCGAACAACCGUUGCGUCAAAUGAGUUACCUUAAAAAUGUCACACACAAAAAUAAAUUAUUUCCUUAAAUCAUUUUACAAUAAACAAAAAACAUCUGCAAGAGAAGUUUGGGGAUUUAUCGAUUGAAACGUUACUUGUGCAUAAACAAUCUUCAGUAUAUUUGUCUACAUCUUGUGAAAUACAGAUAAUAAACAAAAGCACAUUUUUUUUUUCUUUCGUUAACUAGAAAUCUUUAUUUCACAGUUCUGCGUGUUUUCAACAUCAUCAUAUAAUGAUUCGGAAAUGUUUAUAUAAUAAUAUUGUAUUUGUUAUCCUCUUUCAUAUUUAAAAAGCUUGAGAAGUGUAUCUUGCAAUUCUGUUGAUACUUCAUGACGUUAUUACAAAGGUAAGAGACGUAUAUGUGUUCUUGAUUGAAUAGUAUCUAAAUCUCAAGCUGAAUUGAAUCGGAUCAACAGUUUUCUCUUCACACGUGUAUUUUUCACAUUAUGAUGAUGUAUCGCGAGACAAUUGUUAUUCUUUACGCGAAUAAACGACAGCCAAGAUUUGCCCUUAACGUUCACUCAAUCGUUCAAUUCUUUUUCAAAUUUUCUUUCCAAGUUAAAGAUUGUAAGACAUUCCAAGAGCGAGACGUAACAGAUAGCCAGGAAAUAAAGUAUCAAAACUAACUGCUACUGCCUCGCACAAGAAGUUUUACUCGCUAAAGGAAGAAAAUCAAAAAUCGCAUCUGGACCUUCAAAUUGUUUAGACGGAGAAAAGUCAACAGCCCGUCUUCGCAAACAAAUCGCAAAAUUAGGCCCGAAAAGACGUCCAAGUGGCCGAAGUUUUUUUGCGCAGAAUCGUAGCGUGGUGAGUAUGUUCGAUUAUUCUUUAUUUCAGUAACAAUCGCUCGUAUACAACGUACAUAUGUGCGCAAAAACACACGCGCGAAAAGAAGUUCCGCAUAUAACGAUUUUACGUAUAGACUACAAAGUUCUAUAAUAAUCGUACGCCAAGUAGAAAAAAAACCUUAAUAAAAAUCAUAGCUUAAGUCAGGUAAACUAAAGAAUACCUCACGCAAAAAAUCAAAAUAAUUAUCACGCAAGAAUCAAAGUAAUCGUAUCGAUAUAUAUCAUUCUUAAUAAACAAAAA